CCUCUGCAAUCGCAGUUUGUUUUCGCGGCGGCGAGCACGUUUAACCUCCGUUAAUUGAUUGAUUAAGCACGGCUACGCUGAUCCAUAAAAGGACAUUCGCUCGAUUGUUUUGUCUGAACAAAUCCGACAAAAGCUGAAAAACAGCUGUGCUGUGGAAAGUUUGGCCAAUUAAACUCUAUAAAACAUCAGAACAAGAAUUGCAGAACAGUCAACCAAGAAGGGCGCAACAACUAAAGGAGAAGAAGAAGAAGAAAAGAGGAGGAGGAGGAGGAAAAGAAGAAGAAAAGGCAGGCAGACGACGAACAAAAGGCAAGGAGAAACGCAAACAAUCACAACAAGAGGAGAGAAAGGGACACAAAAUGACGGACGAGUGCAUAACCAGAAACUACGGAGUUUUUAACUCAAACGGAGCGGGAAAUCGGGGCAGCAUUAUAGCUGAUAAUACAGAUGCCAAGGGCUGUACGGAAUCGGUUGUUGUCGGUGGUGCAACUGCAACGAGCGCCUCCCCCCUUCCGGCCAACAAGUUUGUAGCCCGAAUGCCCGUUGAGCGAUAUGCAAGCGAAUAUAAUAUGAAUCACAAGAACCGCGGGCUGGCCCUGAUCUUCAAUCAUGAACUCUUCGAUAUACCUUCGCUGAAGAGUCGCACAGGGACGAAUGUGGAUGCCAAGGAGUUGGAAAAGGCGUUGACUGCCCUGGGAUUCACGGUGACUGUGUACAAGGACUGCAAGUUGAGGGAUAUCCUGAAGAACAUUGAGAAGGCCGCCGUGCAGGAUCACACAGAUAAUGACUGCCUGGCGGUGGCAAUCCUCUCCCACGGGGAACACGGCUACCUAUAUGCCAAGGAUGUGCAGUACAAGCUGGAUAAUAUAUGGCACUACUUCACUGCCACCUUUUGUCCCUCGUUAGCGGGCAAACCAAAGAUGUUCUUCAUCCAAGCCUGCCAGGGCGAUCGUUUGGACGGAGGAAUAACCCUCGAGAAGAGCGUUACCGAAACAGAUGGGGAGUCCUCAAUGAGCUACAAAAUACCCAUACACGCAGACUUCCUCUUCUCUUACUCGACUAUUCCGGGUUACUUCUCCUGGCGCAACAUCAACAACGGGUCCUGGUACAUGCAGUCGCUGAUCCGGGAGCUAAAUACCAAUGGCAAAAAGUACGACAUGCUCACCCUGCUCACAUUCGUCAACCAGCGUGUAGCCCUAGACUUUGAGUCGAACGUGCCCACCACUCCGAUGAUGGAUCGCCAGAAGCAGAUACCGUGCCUCACCUCCAUGCUAACGCGUAUACUGCGCUUCGGGGACAAACCGAAGGGCAACAAGGCUGGCUAAAAGAGAUCUCUUUUUUAAAAUUGGUUGUACAACCUUAUCCCACAAUCAUUCACUUUGGAUUCCACUUCACUUCAAGUCUAGUUUUAAGUGACGCGUGCCAUUAUCCUGAAGGAUAUGCGGUACCUUGAUCGCUUUCCAUUUCCCUUACCCACCCAUUUCUGGCCUUAUCAAUGACGAAAUUCGUUACUCACUUAAUAUUAUGAUUUCCCUAAAUAUAAGAAACAAACACUUGCCAAUCAACAAACCCACAAAUUUGAGAUAAGAUUAUACAAUGAAGAUUUAUACAUUUAAACGCAAACAUAUAUAUUUGAUAUGAAUACAA
Molecule: messenger RNA, 1647 nt
Organism: Drosophila rhopaloa
Lineage: Eukaryota; Metazoa; Arthropoda; Insecta; Diptera; Drosophilidae
Product: caspase-1
Exons: 3
Coding region: 360-1325 (321 amino acids)
Biological process (GO): apoptotic process; proteolysis
Cellular component (GO): cytoplasm
Source: RefSeq, a predicted model, not a curated record